AUGCAACAAAAUAAUAGUAGCAUUAAUGGUAGUAGUGAGACUAUAAUUGCAAAAUUUAAUUAUAAUGCACAAGAAAAUCAUGAAUUAUCGAUUACUAAAAAUGAACGCCUUCAAUUAAUUGAUGAUUCAUGUCUAUGGUGGAAAGUAAAGCGGAUCGAUUCCGAUGAUACCGGAUACAUUCCAUCAAAUUUUGCACGACGUGAAAAACGUUCAUUACUCGAUAAAAUUAUUUCGAAACGUAUCAAUAAAAAACAAAUCCUAUCCAAUGGACAUAACCAUGAACAUAUACUUUCAUUAGCUCUUGUUAAAUUUCGAUAUGAUGCUGAAAGUGAAGAUGAAAUCAGUUUAAAUAAAGGUAUAUGGGUUAAUGUCUUACAAAAGAAAAAUGAUGGUUGGUGGCUUGUACAAUAUGAAAAACAACGUGGAUGGUUUCCAUCGAAUUACCUUAUUGAAAAAACAAAUGAUGGUUUAAAUUCUCUAUCUUUAUUAAAUCAAUUAAAAUAUCAUCAUUCAUCCUCAUCAUCCAAUGGUUUAUCAUCAUCAAGUAGUGCUAAUUCAAAUAUAGUUGAAACAGAUCUUACGAAUAAUGUCAACAAUAACAACAAUAAUAAUAAUAAUCUUAAUCUUCAACAAAAUCGUCAUAAUUCUCAUCCUCCACAUAUAACAAAUAUGAAUGAUGAAUAUGCAUUUAUUAUAAAACCAUCGAAAUUUGCUCAUUCAGAUGGUAAACUUGAUUCAUGUUUAACAUACAAUAAUAAUGAUCAACAAAAGAAUAGUUCAUGGACAGCAUUAAUACAAUAUGAUAAUACAAAUUCUGGUUAUGCAUCAUCAUCAAUUAUAAGUACUGAACCAAUAAAUGUUGUUGAUGGUUUAACAACAUUAACAUUGAAAUCAUCAAAAAAAUAUUUGAAUGAUUCAUCAUAUGAUAAUGAAAGUUGGUAUUAUGGUACAAUAACAAGAGAUGAAGCUGAAAAACUUUUAAAAUUAAAUGGAAUUGAAAAAGGAGAUUUUCUUAUUCGUAACAGUGAACGAAAAAUUGGUUGUUAUUCUCUAAGUAUUCGAGCUGAUGAAGAUCUUAUUCGUCAUUUUCGUAUUGAAUCAAGUGAUGAUGGUACUCGUUUUCUUAUUGGUAAACGUUCAUUUAAAUCUUUAUAUGAUCUUAUCGAACAUUAUAAAAUUCAUCCAGUGUUUGAUGCUGAUCCAAAUCAAAAAUUAUAUUUAAAUAAACCAUUGAUUAUUAACGAUUCCACUCAUCAUUUAUGA
Molecule: messenger RNA, 1263 nt
Organism: Adineta steineri
Lineage: Eukaryota; Metazoa; Rotifera; Eurotatoria; Adinetida; Adinetidae
Source: the annotation of a GenBank genome assembly